Messenger RNA from Pimephales promelas (fathead minnow), 2847 nucleotides. It is a transcript of the gene stm, whose product is annotated as starmaker. The record is from RefSeq and is a predicted model, not a curated record. NCBI's taxonomy places the organism in Eukaryota, Metazoa, Chordata, Actinopteri, Cypriniformes, Leuciscidae.
AUGAUUUCCACUUGCUCUCAGCAUGCUCUCUCUGCAGAACCCUAUACCUCCUCCUCUGCUGGACGUGUGCGGGACGCUUUGAGCCCAAAGGUCGGGUCGUUCUCUCACGCUAAAGCUGAUACCCGUCUGGGCUUCUGGGCUUCUCCUGUGACGUCCACAACCACACACAACCUUUCGCCUGUUAAAGGUCACAAGCUCAACCCCCUUCGAGAGUAUAAAACAUCUGAGAGCGGCUCCAUUCAGGCUUUAGACCUGAUCACCUGCGUCAAUCUCACACUGCAUUCCUGCGCUAUUGCAAUGCUGUCCCGGACGCUGGUUGUCCCGUUGAUCUUUGCAUUAGUUGGUGUCUCUAUUUCUGCACCAAUUACCGGUGAAACUGAUAAUGACGAGUUGGCCGCAGCCCUGACUUAUAUCUUCAAUGGUCAGGCUACUGAAGCUCUUCCAACUCCAGUUCCUGUAAAUGGAGACUCAGGAACUACGGAUGGGACAGAUUCAUCAGAGAAACAAGGAGGUCCCAGCGACUCGUCCGACACCACUGAGAAACCAGAGGCCGAUGGAGCUCCGGACACACCAGACACAAACAGUGACACAAGCCUGGACGAAGCCACCAGCGGCCCAGACUCCACAGACACAACAGAUAUCGAUGUGGACACACACAUAGACGCAGAUACAGAAACUGAAACAGAAACCGAUGCAUCGCAGCAGAAGAAAGGCGACUCAGAUGAGAUCAGUGAGACGCCAUCAGCGGAGGACAGCACAGAUGCAGAUCACGCUGAUACAGAUUUAAAGGAGAAGGAAUCCGCAGACUCGGAUGAGAAGGCGGUCUCCGGUCCAGUCGACACAGACGGGGAUUCUGCAAGUGUGGAGAAGAACGAGUCUGACGACUCACCCGAUGAUGCGAACAAAACUUCUACAGAAGCUACCGAUGAUUCAUCUGAGAAAGAUUCAGACACAGAUGAGCAGCAGGACUCUGAUGAUUCUGACAAAGACAAAACAGAUGGAGACACAGAUGAAAAGAGCGACGAGAAAGACGAGAAAGACUCCAGCAAGGACUCGAGCAAAGACUCAGAGGACGAGGGUGGAGAAACCGCUGAGACGCCAGAGAAAGGCGACACAGACAGCGACUCAGAUACCGGCGAGUCGAAAGAUUCAGACGACUCCAAAGAGCAGGAUCCGGAUGUGAAAGACACAGACAGCACCGAGAAGACCGAGAAAGACCCGGACUCUGACAGCGACACUCCGGACCAGGACACGGCAGACUCCCCUGAAAAAGCAGACGUCGAGGACAGCGCUGAGGAUAAAGACAAGGACACCAGCGACCCCAAAGACACGGAAGAUCACGGAGACAAAGAGGACGACAAAGAAAAGAAGGAGACGGAUGACAAGGACAGCGACGAUGGAAAGGAUGAAGAAGAUGAAUCCAAACCAGAUGAACAGGACAAGGAGGACGCCACCUCGAAAGAAGACGCCACAGCCAGUCAGUCUGACGAGAGUCAGCGGGAAGAAAAGACAGAAGACAAGCAGGACGACAAACCAGAUUCUGACAACUCCAGCCUGGACUCGGAUUCGGAUUCGGACUCGGAUUCGGACUCAGACUCGCACUCGGACAGCAAAGAUAAAGACCAGGGCAAAGACAAGAGCAGCACAGAGUCCACAGACACAGAGAGCUCCGAUAGUGACAGCAAGAGCGUCACGGACAGCUCAGAGACGGGAGGAGAAGACACUGAGGAAGACAAUGACUCCAGUGUGGAAAAAGAGAAGCAAGAUUCUCCUGACGCUGCAUCAACAGAGACGAAUGAUUCUUCUGCUUCCCACGAUGAAAAUGACUCAAAAGAUGCUACGAUGUCACACGAGGAACACAUUGAUGACAUCACUGACGCAGACAGCCAUGUUUUAGAUGAUGACGAUGACGCUGAUUCCCAUGAGGAUGAACUCAGGGUUGAAGAUGCCACAGAUCCUUCUUCUCAAACACAAGACGAACCAGAUCAUCUUGAUGACACAACACAAGGAUCAGAUGAUGGCAGCAAAACCCCCAUGCCAAGCUCCUAGCAACCAGGACUCUGCAAAGACAUCGUCACAGAAUUUUCCUGGAGAGACGUAAAAAGAAUCAACUGAGACAGUCAUGAUAACCAGAGUUUCACAUCCCAUUAAAACACAUUGACACGUCCCUCUCGUCCUCUCUCUCUUUCUCUCUCAUAUGGUGAAGGUUCCUUUCUAAGGGUUCUGGGAUGCAGAUUAAAUUAUUCGGCUGUUUGGUGUACAUUCCAUUUUUUUUUAUUAUCACUUUGUCCUGAUUCUAGAACGUUUGAUAUAUUCAUUUUACCACUGUUAGAUGCAUGAAGAACAAUGAGGGUCUGGAAUUUUUCCGAACCUCGUGUAUUUGUCUGUUUGUGUAGAGUCUAAAUAAAUUUCAUUUUGAAAGUGACGCAUAGAGAGUAGAACUAACUGAAGGAAUUUUUUGAGAAAGCUCCCAAGACCAAGCGAUUCGGGUUUGGUGAAAUGUUGCCGAACCAUCAAACCUGUCCUCCUGGCUCCUUUGGUUUGUCCACAGGGUGUCACUGACUGAAAGACUGCAGCUCUACAACGACGGCCUUCUGUUCUUUACUCUGAAAUCACAAAAAAAUGAGAUCUCUUCUGCUCACCCCCAAACAAUGAUUUAAGACUGUACAGACCAUGUCUGAUAGAAUCUCUGAUGUCUAUGUCUCUGUGGAGGAAUACUAAUAAACUAGCAAUGUAAGAGCACAGAUUGUUCUGAAAACUGUUAAAAAAAAUAAUUUUGUAUAGAUUUAAAUACAUUUUAAUAUGUACACAGGGAGCAAAUCUAAUAAAGACUGGGUUGUCAGAAAA